This is a messenger RNA of Microsporum canis CBS 113480, 2685 nucleotides long. RefSeq names its product glutamate carboxypeptidase 2. Bases 1 to 2685 code for a protein of 894 amino acids. The transcript is spliced from 2 exons. Gene Ontology annotation, molecular function: carboxypeptidase activity. NCBI's taxonomy places the organism in Eukaryota, Fungi, Ascomycota, Eurotiomycetes, Onygenales, Arthrodermataceae. The record is from RefSeq and is a predicted model, not a curated record.
AUGGGCGACCAGAAAGCCCUAUAUGAACACCUCCCUAUCCCUACAUACGAAGAAGCAACCUCGUCUCGCCCUUCUUCCUCACAGUCCCGAUUUGGCCCUCGAGAAGUGAGUGACGAUGCCGAAAGGCAGGGCCUCAUACAAAAUGACUCUGCAGCAGAACGCAGCCAUCGCCCUUUUCGAGGAUAUAGGCCCCCGACGGUCGAGUCGGCAAGGUCAAGCCUCGACUUCCUCUCCGAGAAUGGGAGUUCGGCUCGUGGGUCGACGGAGCAGCUGCGGAGAGAGCUAGAGGAGAUGGAAGUCGAGGAUCCUCCUACAGCCUCAUCGUCUCGAUCACUCUUUUCAAAACGGUUUACAAACUUCAAACGAACACUCUCGUCGAUAAACCUGCCGCUGCGGAAAUACAUUCCUACCUUUAACAUACCAACCUUCAACUUCCGGAUAAAUCUGUGUUCGGGCAUGGAGCACCAGCAGAGAUGUAUCAUCCUGCUCAGGGUCUUUGCCGUCUGUCUCGUCGCAUCUCUCGUCUACCUACUAUUUGUCUCGAAUUUCUUUUCAUUCAGCAACAGGAUGAGCCAGGGCCAGAUAUACCAGCCGGAAUCGGUCCGAGUUUUCCUCGAGAACCACAUCAACGAAACGGCUAUUGGGCAGAAUCUUGAGCGGGCUACCAACUUCCCUCAUAUGGCGGGCACAGAGGGAAACUAUGUCCUGGCCAAGUGGGUGGAAGAGAGCUUCAAGUCGUACGGGCUGGAAGCUGUCGAAUUGGAAGAGUUCAAUGUCUAUCUUAACUACCCCAAAUCAGGCGGAAGGAAGGUUGCCAUCGUCGACCCCCCAGAGAAACUCUGGGAAGCCCAGGUCGAGGAGGACCAAGUAUACGUCGACCCACCACGGGAACAGACUAUGGUAUUUCACGGGCUUUCUAAAUCUGGGAAUGUAACUGGCCCGCUUGUCUUCGCAAAUUUCGGUUCCAGGGAUGAAUUCAAAAAGCUUACGGAAUUGGGUAUCGAUGUUAAGGGAGCUAUUGUUUUGAUUCGGCAUUACGGGACGCAACCAGACGUGGCAUUGAAGGUAAAGGCGGCGGAGUUAGCCGGCGCAAUUGGGUGUAUUAUAUACUCCGAUCCGGCUGAAGAUGGAUUCCGAAAAGGAGACGCUUGGCCAAAGGGAAGAUAUAUGCCAAAAGACGGAGUCCAGAGAGGUACUGUUAACCGUGUUGCUCUGGCGGCGGGUGACGUCCUCAGUCCAGGGUUCGCUUCUCGGCCAGACGAGAAAAAACGACUCGAUAUCGGUGAAGCUGAAAGUCUUCCACAAAUUCCAAGCAUUCCUCUCUCCUGGAAGGAUGCACAGCACCUUUUGCAGGCUCUCAAGGGUCAUGGUAAAAAGGUACCCCAGGAUUGGGUAGGGGGUGUCCCUGACAUCAUCGAAUGGUGGACUGGAAACGCAGAGUCUCCCAAGGUUAAUUUGAUGAACUUACAAGAUGAGGUAGAGCGACAGCCCGUUUACAAUGUUAUUGGACGGAUAGUUGGUAUCGAGCAGUCCAAGAACAGCAUUAUACUCGGUAAUCAUCGUGAUGCUUGGUGUUUUGGAGCAAUAGAACCUGGUAGUGGGACUGCGGUCCUGCUAGAAGUUGCUCGUGUUUUCGGCGAGCUCAAAUCUCGUGGAUGGCGGCCACUACGGACCCUCGAAUUUAUCAGCUGGGAUGCAGGGGAGUAUAACUUGAUCGGUUCGACUGAGCACGUCGAAGACAGGGCCGAGUUUCUCAGGGCUAAUGCAUUCGCCUAUCUUAACGUGGAUGUUGCUGUCUCUGGCGAUAAAUUCACUGCUAGAGGGUCUCCGUUGUUCGAGCCGAUCCUUCUUCACCUUUUGAACCGGGUACCAGACCCAAAGAGUAGGGAAACUAUACGGGCUCUAUGGGACCAGGCCGGCUCUAAAGUAGAAGCGCCUACUGCUGAUGGCGAUGCUCUGCCAUUCCAGACCAUCGCUGGGACUUCUAGUUUAAGUCUGGAGUUCAAGGGUGAUCUUUACCCUGCCCACAGUUGCUACAGCAACUUUGACUGGAUUCACAAAACCGGUGACCCUGGUUUCUUAUACCAUCGCGCCAUGGGUCAGAUAUGGGGUUUACUUGCUUUGGAGUUGUCCAGUCGGCCUGUUUUGCCCUUUGACAUGGGAGUAUUCUCCAAGGCUUUUUCCCAGUAUGUACUUGACCUACACAAAUACGCCCAAAAGAUAUCCGUACCUUUGAAACCGGCCAACGGCCAAGACAAAAAUGACAGCAAGAGAUCAGAAAAGGGAGGUGUCGUUGAUUUAAAGCCUUUAUACGACACGGUAAGAUCACUAAAUUUUGAGGUUGCCAAAUUCCAUCAGUGGGAAGGCAACUGGAAUGCCACCAUAUUCGACCAGAAUGGGUUUGAGGAUGAUGUUACGGCUCUCAGGCGUAUGAGCCAUAACAGCCACAUGGGUUAUUUCGAAACAAACCUUUUGGAUCUGGAGGAAGGCGGAGGUGUCCCUAACCGCACUCAAUAUAAACAUAUGAUAUACUCUCCUCAGCUAUGGCUAGAAAAGCCCGAAGAUGCAACUUAUUUCCCUGCCAUCAGAGACGCAAUGGAUUCAGGAGACUGGGUCCAGACCCAGGCGUGGAUCGAUAAGGUCUCAAAAAUAAUAACCAACGCAGCAAUCCGGUUAAACCUUUAG